AUUGUAGAAAUUACUGCACAAUCAGAUGCCAGUGAGAUUCGACAGGACUGGAAACCAACAUUCCUUAGUAAUGAAGAGUUCACACAGUUAAUGUUAGAGGCUCUUGAUGGUUUUUUUUUAGCAAUUAUGACAGAUGGAAAUAUAAUAUAUGUUUCUGAAAGUAUAACUCCCUUACUUGAACAUUUGCCAUCUGAUCUUGUGGAUCAGAGUGUAUUUAAUUUUAUCCCAGAGGGGGAACAUUCAGAAAUGUAUAAAAUAUUAUCUUCUCAUCUGCUGGAAAGUGAUUCAUUGACACCAGAAUACUUAAAAUCAAAAAAUCAACUAGAAUUCUGUUGCCAUAUGCUGCGAGGAACAAUAGAUCCAAAAGAGCAACCAACAUACGAAUAUGUAAAAUUUAUAGGAAAUUUCAAGUGUUUGAAUAACGUUCCCAACUCAGCACACAAUGGAUUUGAAGGAACUAUUCAGCGUUUGCACCGGCCUUCGUAUGAAGACAAAGUUUGCUUUGUAGCCACAGUUAGAUUAGCAACACCGCAAUUUAUCAAGGAAAUGUGCACUGUUGAAGAACCCAAUGAAGAGUUCACAUCUAGACAUAGCUUAGAAUGGAAGUUCCUAUUCUUGGAUCACAGGGCACCUCCGAUAAUAGGUUAUCUUCCAUUUGAAGUUUUGGGAACAUCAGGCUAUGAUUAUUAUCAUGUGGAUGAUCUAGAUAAUCUUGCAAAAUGUCACGAGCAUUUAAUGCAAUAUGGGAAAGGGAAGUCAUGUUACUACAGAUUCCUGACAAAGGGACAACAGUGGAUUUGGCUGCAAACGCAUUACUAUAUCACCUAUCACCAGUGGAAUUCCAGGCCAGAGUUUAUUGUCUGUACGCACACUGUUGUAAGUUAUGCAGAAGUGAGAGCAGAAAGACGACGAGAACUUGGUAUUGAGGAGUCUCUUCCAGAGAUAACAGCAGAUAAAAGUCAGGACUCUGGAUCCGACAAUCACAUAAACACAGUGAGUCUCAAAGAAGCACUGGAAAGGUUUGAUACCAGCCCCACACCUUCUGCUUCCUCCAGGAGUUCAAGAAAAUCUUCACAUACUGCAGUAUCAGAUCAUUCAUCAACACCAACUAAAAUGACGGUAGACACUAGCACUCCCCCAAGGCAAAGCUUAUCUGGUCAUGAAAAGACUGCACAAAGAAGAUCAUCUCUGAGUAGUCAGUCUUUAAGCUCCCAGUCUCUUGGACAACCAGUAGCACAGCCAACAAUGUCUCAGCCUGCAACUUUACAGCUCCAAUCUAGCAUGUCCCAGCCUGUGUUUCAGUUUUCAGCUCAAUUAGGAGCUAUGCAGCAUCUAAAGGACCAGCUAGAGCAAAGAACACGCAUGAUAGAGGCAAACAUUCAUCGGCAGCAGGAAGAGUUGCGCAAGAUUCAAGAGCAGCUUCAAAUUGUCCAUGGUCAAGGACUCCAGAUGUUCUUGCAGCAGUCAACUUCUGGACUCAACUUUGGUUCUGUGCAGCUUGCUUCUGGAAAUUCUUCAAAUGUUCAGCAGCUUACGCCAAUAAAUAUGCAAGGUCAAGUUGUUCAGACUAAUCAGACUCAAAGUGGGAUGAACACAGGCCAUAUAAGUUCUCCACACAUGAUACAGCAACAGCCUUUGCAGAGUACUGCAACACAGCAUAAUCAACAAAAUGUACUUAGUGGACAGAAUCAACAGUCUUCUCUUGCCAGUCAGUCGCAGAACACAGUUUCAGCACCUUUGUAUAACACUAUGGUGAUUUCUCAGCCAACAACAGGAAAUGUGGUCCAGGUUCCUUCUAGCUUACCACAGAACAGUAAUCAGAAUGCUGCUGCAGUUACCACUUUUACACAGGAUAGACAAAUCAGAUUUUCUCAAGGUCAACAACUUGUAACAAAACUUGUCACAGCCCCAGUAGCAUGUGGAGCAGUAAUGGUACCAAGUACUAUGUUUAUGGGACAGGUGGUGACAGCUUAUCCCACUUUUGCUGCCCAACAGCAGCAGCCACAGACUUUGUCAAUAACGCAACAGCAGCAGCAGCAACAAAGUCAGCAAGACCAUCAGCAGCAGCUCACCACAGUUCAGCAACCAGCUCAGUCACAGCUGACCCAGCACCCCCAACAGUUCCUACAGACAUCCAGGUUACUUCAUGGAAAUCAGUCAGCUCAGCUUAUCCUCUCUGCUGCUUUCCCACUACAACAAAGCACUUUUACUCAGUCCCACCACCAGCAGCAUCAGUCUCAGCAGCAGCAACAGCAGCAGCAACUUUCACGACACAGAACUGACAAGAUGACUGAUCCCUCCAAAGUUCAGCCACAAUAGUGUGGGGCUCUGCCUCUUUUUGAAACAAACUACCAGGAGGAGGCUGCUACACAAGCAGUUGCACUGAGGCUACAGAGGUACCAGUACAAAGGCUUUCUAACACCACAGUGUUGAGAUCUAACUUCUGGAAUCUGUUAAGAAAAGCCACAAGAUGAUGAUGGGGACAUGGCCAACUUUGACGGUUGCCCCAUUUUCUGUGUUCUAAAGGAUCUGCUGCCAUGUGUUAAUUUGUCCAGGUGAAAUAUCAAAAUGUGACUGAAGUGAGAGGGAUGCUGAAAACAUUGGUAUUUUUAUCAAUCCUGUACAUUUUUGAAGUAUUAAAAUGGACAUGGAGCAAUUGUUUGAAUUAUCAGAAAAAAAAAAAAAUGCCAGGAUUAUAGUCCAAAAACCAUCUAAUUUUUUUCAGAUGAUUAUGGGACAGUAAAUAUUUUGAAAAUGUUGUGUGAAAUCCAGUUCUCUGUUGUACAGAUGCUGUAAGAUAUUGUGUAUAUGUCUGCAUACAAGGAGAAAGAGCAAACUAUUUUAUAUGAUGCAUGAAAAUGUAAUCUGUUAUUUGUAGGUUUGAAUAUGUUUCCCUAAAUUCUCACGCCAUACUCAGACUAAUGUUUUCCUCUGUUCUGCCCUUUAGUUUACAACAUGAUGCAUCAUUAUUUUCACCCUUAAUGUGGGCACAAGUCUCUUGUUUGUGCUUUGUCUGUAAUGUCAGGGUUUGUUCAGUGAGGUAUAGUGUGUUGGUUAGUUGACUUCUCAAGGUUAAAUAUUGAUGAAGCUGUUUGAACUGGUGAUCAUGCAUCAGGGUUCAGGACAUUCAGAUUCAUGAAUAUCAUCCAUCAUUUCGUAAUUAUUCCAUCAUUUUAUUUGAAAAAAUAGGAAUUUGCACUGCUUUCUUGCAGAUGGUUUAGAAUUUUAUUCCCCAAAGCUAUCUUUUGAUAUAGUUCGUAGUUGGAAAUAUUUAUGUAAAAGGUUUAAAA
This is a messenger RNA of Pterocles gutturalis (yellow-throated sandgrouse), 3290 nucleotides long. RefSeq names its product clock circadian regulator (gene CLOCK). Gene Ontology annotation, biological process: circadian regulation of gene expression; regulation of transcription by RNA polymerase II. The transcript is spliced from 17 exons. NCBI's taxonomy places the organism in Eukaryota, Metazoa, Chordata, Aves, Pterocliformes, Pteroclidae. The annotation marks the transcript as partial. Gene Ontology annotation, molecular function: DNA-binding transcription factor activity, RNA polymerase II-specific; E-box binding. The record is from RefSeq and is a predicted model, not a curated record. Gene Ontology annotation, cellular component: cytoplasm; CLOCK-BMAL transcription complex; nucleus.